AUGACAGUCUAUCUGCUAACUGCUAGCGCGGUUAUAGUAAGACUCGACCCUGUGGCCUCUGCUGCUGCUGUCUCUAGUGCUGCUGCUGUCUCUGGCGCUGCUGCUGUCUUUAGCCUUGGCGAUGCUGCUGUCUUUAGCCUUGGCGAUGCUGCUGUCUUAAAACUUGCGGAUCUCUGCAAGACUGGCGCCCUGUAA
Trichoderma reesei QM6a is the source of this 195-nucleotide messenger RNA. RefSeq lists its product as uncharacterized. Bases 1 to 195 code for a protein of 64 amino acids. The record is from RefSeq and is a predicted model, not a curated record. NCBI's taxonomy places the organism in Eukaryota, Fungi, Ascomycota, Sordariomycetes, Hypocreales, Hypocreaceae. The transcript has 7 exons.